Messenger RNA from Gopherus evgoodei (Goodes thornscrub tortoise), 3427 nucleotides. It is a transcript of the gene WRAP73, whose product is annotated as WD repeat containing, antisense to TP73. NCBI's taxonomy places the organism in Eukaryota, Metazoa, Chordata, Testudines, Testudinidae. The record is from RefSeq and is a predicted model, not a curated record. Gene Ontology annotation, biological process: mitotic sister chromatid segregation; protein localization to mitotic spindle pole body; microtubule anchoring at mitotic spindle pole body. Bases 252 to 1601 code for a protein of 449 amino acids. The transcript is spliced from 12 exons. Gene Ontology annotation, cellular component: mitotic spindle; microtubule organizing center; MWP complex. Gene Ontology annotation, molecular function: protein binding.
CCGCUUCCGGCCCGGGAAGGCGGUUAGAGCGGGUGGCUUUGAAUCGGGCUGUGGGUUCACACCCCCUCCACCCCCAGGGUCGCGGCCCGGCUCGGGCCCCCGGCGGCGGUUCUGUGGGAAGCCGCGUUGCCAGGGGAACGGGGCAGGCCGCACUGGGGCCAGGCUCCCUCGGGGCCUGGGUGAGAGCGGCUGGGCGCUGCGCUGCCCCGGGGGCCCGUACACCCUGCCGGGAACGCCUCUCGGGGCCCGCCAUGAAUUUUUCGGAGGUGUUCAAGCUCUCCAGCCUGCUGUGCAAGUUCUCGCCCGACGGGAAGUACCUGGCUUCAUGUGUACAGUACCGUUUGAUCAUUCGAGAUGUGAACAACCUCCAGAUCCUUCAGCUGUACACUUGCCUGGAUCAGAUCCAAUACAUAGAAUGGUCGUCGGACUCUCUCUUUAUAUUAUGUGCCAUGUACAAACGAGGGAUUGUUCAGGUCUGGUCCUUGGAGCAGCCAGAUUGGCAUUGCAAGAUUGAUGAGGGGUCAGCAGGACUGGUGGCUUCGUGCUGGAGUCCGGAUGGUCGUCAUAUUCUCAAUACAACCGAGUUUUACCUGCGGAUAACUGUCUGGUCCUUGUGUACAAAAUCUGUGUCUUAUAUCAAGUAUCCCAAAGCUUGUCAGCACGGAAUAGCCUUCACGAAGGAUGGUCGCUAUAUGGCAUUAGCAGAGAGGCGUGACUGCAAAGACUACAUUAGCCUCUUUGUAUGCAGUGACUGGCAACUACUGAGGCAUUUUGACACUGAAACUCAAGACCUAUCUGGGAUUGAAUGGGCUCCUAAUGGCUGUGUGUUGGCAGUGUGGGAUACCUGUCUGGAGUAUAAAAUCUUGCUGUACUCUCUUGAUGGCCGUCUGCUGUCCACAUACAGUGCGUAUGAAUGGUCACUGGGUAUUAAAUCAGUUGCCUGGAGCCCGAGCAGUCAGUUCUUGGCGAUUGGUAGCUAUGAUGAAAAGGUGCGUAUCCUGAACCACGUAACUUGGAAGAAGAUUACAGAGUUUGAACACCCUGUGACCAUUGCUAACCCAAAGAUAAUUGUAUACAAGGAAAUGGAAAAAUCCACAAGAGUUGAAACAGAGAGCCUUGCCUUCCCUCCAGCCAGAGCGCAAGCCAGCUCUCUCUUCAGCACACAGAGUAAAUAUGACAUUUCCCAGGUACCAGUUACUUUACAGUAUGUCAAACCGGUUACUGAUCGGGCCAAUCCCAGAAUAGGAAUUGGAAUGCUGGCAUUUAGUCCAGAUAACUGUUUUUUGGCAACCAAAAAUGAUAACAUUCCUAAUGCCAUCUGGAUCUGGGAUGUUCAAAAGCUGAAACUGUUUGUAGUCUUGGAGCAGUUGUAUGCUGUUCAGCUGUUCCAGUGGGAUCCACGUCAACCUCGACUUGCCAUAUGCACUGGGAAUAGCAAAGUGUACCUCUGGUCCCCAGCAGGGUGCGUGUCAGUACAGGUACCAAUGGAAGGUGACUUCCAGGUCCUCUCUCUUUGCUGGCACUCUAGCGGGGACUCCAUGGCACUUUUGAGUAAGGAUAAUUUUUGCAUGUGCUAUUUGGAAAGAGAAGAGGUAAAAUAAAAGCUGAUGAUAAAGGAACCCCUCCUUCUGCCUCCAAGGCUAGAAAAGCCUACCUUGCAAAUAGAUCUUUGUGAAAAAAUGCUGCUAUAUCUGUAUGGAACAGAUAAGAAUGGGCAGGCCCUCGUUCAAUAGGAAGAGAUUUUGUACUAAUAGCAAAUCUUAUGUUUGGGGGAGUGUAAGAAGACUCCCUUGGGUGAAGUACUGUGAUAGUUACUUGAAUGAAGUGUGUUUGACAAAGUAAUUUAGAAAGAGCUCUCUUUGAUUUUGCAACUAAAAUUGUGGAAACUAGCAGUCGGGAUUUUAUGAAGUUUUAGGGUUCGAAGACUUAAACCUUAUUUUGAACUUCUGUCAAAAUAUUUUCUAAAAAGGUAUGUUUGUAAAUAGUGUAUGGUAGUUUAUUUAAUUUGUAUAAAUGUCAAUAAACAUUUUGAUAGCUUCUGGUAGUGUGCCUACAAUCUAUCAACCCAGCACUAUCCUAAAUAAGUGUAGAAUCCUCUAUUAAUAGUCUGAGCUGGAACUGAGGUUUGAAAUGCACAUGUACAAUGGUAUGCAGUUAGCCUGAUUCCAAGUGGACAGUGACUGACAGCAAUAGUGAUCUGUACAUCAAUCCUCAUACUCCAAGGACACAAGGUUCAAGAAAGAGAGAGCAAUUUUCCAGCUAUUUUCAUAGAGUAGUGUACAAGUUCAUAGAUCAGUCUUUGCAUUUAGGUCACUCAGUACAAUCAGUGCUCUGUUUGCAUUUAAUUCCAUAUUUAAUUCUUAGUAGUUAGACUCUGAAUACUUGGAAGGAAUCAGUCAUUGCGGUUCUGACGAGACAGUUAUUUUAUUAUCAUUUUAGCCAUGAAUAAGGGUUGAAGUCAUCAAGUGCAACUGUGUGAGAACCAGUUUUCUUUACCAACUAAAAUGUUAAGCUGGUAUCAUAUCACAGCCUCAAUGGUCUUCCUCUAAAUUAGAAGAUUGUGUAGAAUAGCAUUUGAAAAAAGGACAGGUGAGAUUCUUACCAUGAGUCUCCUCCUCACUCUCACCUGCUUUAGUCAUGGGAUGAGACUACCAUAGGGGAGAGGAUUCACAUAGUCUGUUUAAAACAGACUUACUCAAAAAUGUGGAGCAUCAAAUUGGAUGGAAUGAAAGGAGUGUGUAAGGAUUGGGGAGAGGAGGUGGUCCAUCUUGGUCAACACCAGAUGCUUCAAAGGAAGGUACAACAGAUGCCCUGAUAAAUUACUUACUACAGAUUUUUUUCCCUUCUACUCCUUACCAGUUUGUGCUUGGUUUGACUGAGAGCAUGAGGGUUUAUAUUCCUGCUUUUACAACAUCUAGUGUUCUACCAAUUAAAAACCAGAGAACAAAGAUGAUUAAAUUUAUCUUUACUGCAAGAUUAACAAAUGCUAGACACUGGUGUCUUAGAAAAGAGCCCAUAUUGACAAGAACAUGCAGCUGGUUGCAUUCCAGAGACACAUUCAAAAAACAUACAUACAGUUUAUUUCAACAUACCAAUUCCACUGCUGCACAGCAUAUCACUAACAUGUUGAAGGGCAGAGAAAUGCUUCUGAUAAAGCUGUAUAUUAAGAUAGCCUGUAUAAAGGAUUCAUCUACAGUGAAACUUGUCACAGUAAUCUCAUGCUGUAGUUCUGUUCAGUAUCUUUGUAUACUGCUGCAUUUAGCUGUACUACUGAAUUUACUUUCUACAAACUUAAAUGGAAGAUUACAUAAGACUGAACACAAUACUAUGACUAAAGCUUCCCCCCUCUCCAACAACUACACAUCGGUUACAAAAACCUUACUUUGGUGCUAUUCUAAUCUGGCCCAUGUAUUUAUUAAUGAAAACA